Messenger RNA from Aedes albopictus (Asian tiger mosquito), 5136 nucleotides. RefSeq lists its product as uncharacterized. Gene Ontology annotation, biological process: DNA integration. The record is from RefSeq and is a predicted model, not a curated record. The transcript is spliced from 2 exons. Gene Ontology annotation, molecular function: zinc ion binding; nucleic acid binding. NCBI's taxonomy places the organism in Eukaryota, Metazoa, Arthropoda, Insecta, Diptera, Culicidae. The coding region runs from base 1 to 5136 and encodes 1711 amino acids.
AUGGAGGAAGCGAAGGCCUACGUUCAUCAGCGCGGACAGGUAAAGGGUAAGGUCACCGCAACCUUCAAUAGUCUGGAGAGAGCGGAGGACGACCCCUCUCAGGUGAGUGUCCCUUUGUUAAAAGUUUAUUCGAAAAAGUUGGAAACACAUUAUGCGGAAUACUCCGCUUUGCACAAGGAAGUGUUGAGGCUCGUUCCUCCAAGUAAAUUCGACGAACAAGAUGAGAAGUUGAACGAGUUUGAUCGUCUUCAUACAGAAACGCUUGUUCGUCUGGAAGGCUUAAUGGAAGCUUUCCAAAAGAAACCUUGUGAUUCGACCACUGCUUUGCAGACUGAUUCUUCCAGAAUCAUUGUUCAGCAGGCACCUCUUAGGGCUCCCAUCCCAACAUUUGAUGGGAAAUAUGAAAAUUGGCCUCGUUUCAAGGCGAUGUUUGAGGACAUCGUCGGCAAAGGUGCAGAUUCUGAUUCAAUUAAACUGCACCACUUGGAAAAGUCCUUGAUUGGUGCCGCUUCCGGAAUCAUUGAUUCCAAAACUUUAGCUGAUAACAACUACCAUCACGCGUGGGAUAUUCUUACCGAACGGUAUGAAAAUCCUCGCAUCAUCAUUGACACUCAUAUUUCUGAACUCUUGAGUAUGAAGAGGAUGAACAGCGAAUCUCAUAAGGAGUUGAGGGAAUUGGUGGAUACUUGUACCCGGAACAUUGAGGGUCUCAAGUUCAUGAAACAACCAGUGGACGCAACUGCUGGAUUAAUCGUCAACAAAAUUUUAGUGUCUUGCCUUGAUCCGACAACACGAAAGCAGUGGGAACGUACUCUGAAUCAUGGUGAUUUGCCUGAUUUGGACGAUACUUUGUUGUUUUUGAAGGAUCAGUGUCGCGUUUUGGAGCGGUGUGAGGUGGAUAAUCCCUCAUCCGCUAAAUCUCUACCGGGAAAGUCAGCUCAGUCUAAUGCUAAACCUGCUAUCGUCAAGGUUCACUCGGCAACGCCGGACGCUAGUAACGAGUCGUGCAGUUUUUGUGGAAUGUCGCACUUCAGCUAUCAAUGUCCUGAGUUUCGAAAGCUAUCCGUCUUGGAGCGUGUUAGUAAGGUGAAGGAAUCUCGUUCAUGUUUCAACUGUCUUCGUCGUGGGCACAAUUCUGUCGAUUGUUCGUCCAAAAAUCGUUGUUCCAAAUGUGGUAAGCGGCAUCACUCCUUGCUGCACGAUGAUGGGAAGAAGCCUGAUCAAAGUGUAAGUCUACCCGCCGCUUCUCCGAAGCCAGCUGAUGCCGUUCAGAAGCCAGUUCCUGUGUCACCUCAGGCCUCGAAUACCGAUUCAGUCCAGUCGGCUACCGUGUCUUCGUCGUGUUCGCAGAGCAUUGCACUCCCAAAUGUUUUGUUGUUGACGGCUAUGGUGCAUCUGCUCGACAAAUUUGGUCAUCCCGUGCCUUGUCGAGCCUUCCUUGAUUGUGGGGCUCAAACGAACUUGCUUUCUACCUCUAUGUUUGUGAAGUUAGGGUUUGAUGGACUUCCUGUGAAUGUCGAUAUCGUCGGCGUCAGCUCCACUCGCAGUAAGUCUAACUGUCUGGUCGAUGUGAGGCUUCGUUCGCAGUGCAGCGACUAUCAAACGACUCUCCAGUGCUUGGUCACCGCGAAGAUCACUAAUCCGUUGCCAUCAAGGCAAAUCGACAUUUCUGAGUGGAAUAUUCCCUCCAUUAUCAAGCUGGCCGAUCCUAAUUUCAAUGUUCCAGCCGCAGUAGACUUACUGAUCGGGAUGGGUCAUUUCUUUGAGCUCUUGAGGAUAGGCCAUAUUGUUCUUGCUGAGGGUCUUCCCGAGUUGCGUGAAACUGAACUAGGAUGGGUGAUCGCUGGUGAAAUCCGUGAUGAAGAAUUGGCUUUGGUUAACGUCACACAGGUGAAUUGCGUUGCUAUCGAGUCGCUCAACGAGACAGUCAAGCGUUUUUGGGAGAUCGAGGAGGUUGAAGUUUGCUCUGCUCCCACAGGAGAAGAAGAAGAGUGUGAGGAAUUGUUUCGCAACUCGUAUCAACGUGAUGUCAACGGUAGAUAUAUAGUGAAGCUACCGAUCCGUGAAAAUGUACACGAACUUUCUGAUAAUCGUACAUUGGCCCUUCGUCGUUUUUUCUUUCUCGAAAGACGGUUGCUGAAGGAUCCCGAGCUCCGUCUGCAGUACUCUAACUUCAUUGAAGAGUACAAAUCUCUCGGUCACUGCAAAGAAGUUGUUGAGGCGCACGAUGUCCCAGGACAAAUGAAGUAUUACAUGCCGCAUCACGCCGUUUACAGGCCGUCGAGCACAAGCACAAAGUUAAGGGUUGUGUUUGAUGCGUCGGCGAAGCCCGUGUCAGGAGUGUCUCUCAACGAUGUGUUGAAGAUAGGUCCCGUCGUUCAGAAUGACUUGAUAUCAAUUCUGUUGAGAUUUCGUAAACAUCCUUUCGUCUUUACCGCUGAUAUUCAAAAAAUGUAUCGGCAGAUUUUGAUUGAUCCUGAACAAACCUCGUUGCAGAGAAUUUUCUGGCGGUCCAACCCAACCGACCCCAUCAAGGUUCUCGAAUUAGUGACUGUUACGUACGGCACUUCUGCUGCUCCUUUCUUGGCUACCAGGUCCCUAGUUCAACUGAGUGUCGAUGAAGGAGCCGAUUUCCCUCUUGCAGCUCGCGUGAUACAAGAGGACUGCUAUGUUGAUGAUGUGUUGUCGGGAGCGAAAACCAUUCAAGAAGCCAUUGAAUGUCGUCAACAGCUCCAAACGUUACUAGCCAGGGGUGGUUUUCCGGUGCAUAAGUGGUGCGCCAACGAUGAAGCGAUUCUUCAGGAUGUCCCUGAGGCUGAGCGUGAAAAACUAGUUCUUCUUGAUGAUCUGUCGGCAAAUGAAGUGAUGAAGACUCUCGGAUUAACGUGGAAUCCGAGGAGCGAUGAGUUUCUAUUUUGUCAAUCCCUUUCGUCCGAAGAGUCAACUGUGACAAAGCGUCAGCUGUUCUCCGAAAUUGCGAAAAUGUUUGACCCGUUGGGCUUACUUGCUCCAAUUACCGUUCUGGCUAAGCGUUUGAUGCAGCAAACCUGGGCUGCAAAAAUAGGUUGGGAUGAGUCUCUCUCUGAUGACAUCCUAAGAGACUGGUUACAGCUUCGCAAUUCUCUCGCAUCCGUUCGUGACAUCGAAAUUCCCAGACCAGUAACCGGUCCCGCGUAUGAGUCUCUUGAGCUACACGGGUUCGCAGACGCUUCAGGAAUAGCGUACGGUGCCUGCCUGUAUGUUCGCAGUAUUCUCCCAAAUGAUUGUUGUGUCGUCAGGUUGUUGUGUAGCAAGUCUAAGAUUGCCCCUCUGCAAGAGUUGACAAUCCCUCGAAAGGAACUGUGCGCAGCCGUGCUGCUGUCCAGGUUGGUGAAAAAGGUUCAAUCGACGUUGCAUGUUCAGUUCUCUUCCGUUUGCCUUUGGUCGGACAGUCAGAUUGUCCUCUCGUGGCUGCAGAAGGCGCCAGCGAAACUGCAGCCAUUCGUUCAGAAUCGUGUGGUGGAGAUAUCAAGGGAAUGUGGUCUCUACAAAUGGUGUUACGUCCGGUCCAAAGACAACCCGGCCGAUGUGAUCUCUCGCGGCCAGCUCCCACGUAGUUUGAAGGAAAACUCGCUAUGGUGGGAAGGGCCUCCUUUUCUCCAAUCGAAGAUAUACGAAUCACCAGUUCUUGAUCAACUGCCUGAUGGCUUGAUGCCUGAAAUGAAACCAGUUUCGGUCGUGGCAAUGCCCGUAGUGAAUUGCGACGAUCUGCCACUCUUUAAGAAAUUCGGAUCUCUACGUAAACUGCAGCGUGUUCUUGCCUACGUUCAGCGAUUUUUGAAGAAUUGCCGUACCAAGAAUCCGGAGGAUCGAGUCAAGUGUAAAUAUCUUUCCGUCCCCGAGCUCCGAUCUGCUCUCCAUACUAUCGUUCUGGUUAUUCAACGCGAAUCUUUGUCCGAUGAAAUCGAAAAAAUGGAGAGCGGUGAACCGUCUAAACGGUUGAAGACUCUCGGCCCGUUUUUGCAUAACGGAGCCUUGCGAGUGGGUGGCCGUAUUCAGAAGUCACGAAUGUCGUUUGAUGCAAAGCAUCAAUAUAUCCUGCCAAAACAUCCACUCACUGAUUUGAUUAUUCGCCAAUAUCAUUUGGAACAUUUACACAUUGGUCCUUCUGGUCUGUUGUCCGCUCUUCGUCAACGCUUCUGGUUGUUGGGUUCGCGUUCCGCCGUGAGGAAGAUUACCGUUUGCUUGGUAACGAAAUCCGUCCACUUGGAACUCGUCUCGGAUAUGUCAACUGCUGCUUUCAUUGCUGCGAUGCAGCGUUUCAUUAGUCGCAGAGGAAUUGUUCGUGAGUUUCACUCUGACAAUGGCAGCAAUUUCCGUGGAGCUAAAGCUGAGCUCCACGAGUUGUAUUCGAUGUUUCGUGAUAAUGUCACUGUUCACCAAAUCGAGUCAUUUUGCCAGAACAAGGAGAUUGCCUGGCACUUUAUUCCGCCUGACGCCCCUGAAUUUGGUGGAAUGUGGGAAGCUUCAGUGAAAAGCGCGAAGUAUCACUUGAAGCGUAUCCUCAAGGGAACUCCGUUAACCUUUGAGGAGAUGUAUACUCUAUUAACGCAAAUUGAAGCGGUCUUGAACUCGCGGCCGCUUUUUUCGCACUCAGACGAUCCCGCUGAGGGUGAGGUCAUCACCCCAGCUCAUUUCCUCAUAGGCCGCCCUCUAACGGCCGUACCGGAGCCUUCAUACGAAGGUCUCAAUACAAAUCGUUUGUCAAAAUGGCAGCACCUGCAACAAAUGCGGGAACAUUUCUGGAGGUCGUGGGUGCACGAUUAUCUCAAAUAUUUGCUGGCGUUGAAUAAGCGACUAGAUCAACUAUCGACCACCGAAACCCACGAAGAAUCUAUGGAUCAAGGACAGCAAGAAUUUCAGAACGACCUAGUUGAAGAUUUUCUAGCUGAACUCUUCGAGGAGGACACUCAGCUUUCGCUACCCGACCGAGAAUCAGCUGACAGCUUACUUGGAGAAAUCGUCAAGCUUGAAUACAGGCCAAAAGUAAACAUUACUACAUCGUCUUCAGCCAACAUUUGCAGCCAAUCAACGGAACCACAACCUAGCUCAUCGAAAAAGAUUUGGGAUGCAAUUUGUAUUAGCUAUUCGAUAUAA